UCCAACGUGCUUUGCGUUCUUCUCAAAUUUGCUCCUUGACGCCAAUGUACGCCGCAUAGCGACCGAUCUGACCACGGUUUUCCGAAAAUAUCUCACUGCCCUCCUCUGAGACAUCGAAAAGUGCGUGUACAACAGUGAUUUCGCCUUUAACAGUCGAUUUCCUUCAAAGGUAUUCCCUUUCAUCUCUCUAGCUAUCAGACCAAAUCUUCGAUCAAACCGCCUACCCGAAAACCCUAUCUUCCAACCCUCAAUCAACAAUGAACGAAGGCUCAGCGACAGCGACCUCUUCCUCCACUACGGCAUCGUCCACCGGGAACAUAUCUUCCAAUGCGGACGAAAAUGCGCGCAAGGUACAGAUAUACAAGGACAAUCUGAUCAGCAGAGCGGAGAACCUCAUCAUCAAAGAGUUCCCUGAGCGUAUCGUGCGCCUCAACGCACUGCUGGAGACGUCGCAGUUCGCGCAUAGAAACUUUAGUGACGUGUAUCAGGAGCUGAACAUUCCAGUGCCACCGCCAAUCGUGGUGGAGACCGGCAGCGGAGACGCCUCGACCAAUGCCGCCAAACGCCAGCGCCUGAACUCCUCAUACGGGGUGGAUGGUGAGGGUGGUACCAACGUGCUCGCGCUACCAACCGGCCGGGUCGAUUGCAACAAAGCCAUCAGCGAGCUGAUUCUGAUUGUAAAGCCGGUAAUCAGGGCGUUGGUCGAGGACUCGAACUUGCUGAAAAUGUGGAUCUCGUUCAUGAUACCGAAGAUCGAGGAUGGAAACAACUUUGGCGUAUCGAUCCAGGAGGACACGCUGUCGGAGAUCCAAUCGGUCGAAACAGAGGCGGCCACGUUCUUCGACCAAAUAUCGCGAUACUUUGUGACCCGUGCGAAGGUCGUCUCAAAGGUGGCCAAGUACCCUCACAUCGACGAUUAUCGCCGGGCGGUGGCUGAGGUGGACGAGAAGGAGUUCCUCAGUCUCUGGUUGGUGCUGAGCGAGGUGCGAAACCGUUACUGCUCGCUGCACGAUAUCGUUAUCAAGAACAUGGAGAAACUCAAAAAGCCACGCUCCUCGAACACCGAUAGUCUGUACUAAUUUUUCACGCAUUCAAUACAGUACCAUAGAGAGAAAGGAGAUAUUGUGAGACAGAGAGAGAGAGAGAGGAAGAGAGAAAGAGCGAAACAAAGUGUCCGAGGAACAUUAAGCCGGUAUAUUGGAAGGAAGAACACUUACAAUAAAAAUAAAAAUAACAAAAAAACAUAAUCACCUGCGAAAUUCUUGUAUUGUCAACGCGCCAAAAAUUAGCAAUCUUUUAGUACCG
This is a messenger RNA of Anopheles darlingi, 1305 nucleotides long. It is a transcript of the gene REG, whose product is annotated as proteasome activator complex subunit 3. NCBI's taxonomy places the organism in Eukaryota, Metazoa, Arthropoda, Insecta, Diptera, Culicidae. Gene Ontology annotation, cellular component: nucleoplasm; proteasome activator complex; cytoplasm. Gene Ontology annotation, biological process: regulation of G1/S transition of mitotic cell cycle; positive regulation of endopeptidase activity; regulation of proteasomal protein catabolic process. Gene Ontology annotation, molecular function: endopeptidase activator activity. The transcript has 3 exons. The record is from RefSeq and is a predicted model, not a curated record. The coding region runs from base 258 to 1079 and encodes 273 amino acids.